Bipolaris victoriae FI3 is the source of this 996-nucleotide messenger RNA. RefSeq lists its product as hypothetical. The record is from RefSeq and is a predicted model, not a curated record. The annotation marks the transcript as partial. Lineage: Eukaryota; Fungi; Ascomycota; Dothideomycetes; Pleosporales; Pleosporaceae. The transcript is spliced from 2 exons.
ACAUUCGACUCUCAAGACGAAAACAUGCGUGUCCAGUGCAGCUUGUUGCCAAAAGAUUUCUACCGGACCUUCUACGAAACUUCGGCCACUCUAAGUCGCUAUGUGACUGUUGACACUCACGUGAAGCAUCGCAAGAGGAAGGAUCUAAAGAUGGAUGAUCGCAACGCCUUCCAGGCUGUUGCGGUUUUCUCUCUUGACCAAAACAUGUUUCUGGAAGAAAUCGAGAGGCACCUCGUAUGGAAUCAAAAGAAAAUCCCAUCUGCAUAUAUAUCGGUUUUCAACGGUAUCGGUAAGUAUCAUGAUCAAGCUCAGCGCAUCGGACAGCGUGUAAGCGUCGCCAAAAUACACACUAAGGGCCUCAUUCCUGCCACUAUACGCGCAGAGUGUGAAACAACUGUCAAAGUUUUCACCCAAACUUACGUGCUUGGAGAAAGCGUGAAAAUCAAAAGUUACUCUCGACAAGUCGACAUUCCCAUAUGGAUCCAUAAGAAAGCAAUGGAGCAACACGGCCGUACUAUCACACCUGAGCAGUUGAAGAAAUCCGGCGCGGAUAUGUGGUUGUCCAUUACGGAACUUCGCAUGUCGAACCUCAAGGUAGCGGGGCCCACAUUCAACAAGACCAGAGAUGUGAUCUGCGCAAAAGGACACGACUACGAGUGGCUCUGUUGCGGCGGCAUUCCCAAGUCAAUAAUCGAGGGUGUUUAUCCUUGGGAUGGCAAGGUAUUACACAUGACUGACCCUGGCCAUCCGAUUCGAAGUUUCGAAAACAGUGGUCAGCCUUGGGUCUGGAGUUGGAAAAAGGAGAUUUGGCUCCCGGAGUUGUUUUCAGCCUCUGCAAAUGCUGCCCAGAGUGAAGGUUCCAACACCAAGCGCCAGCGUACUGAUGAAGAGGCGGUCAUCCAGGAUAAAAACAAGAAGACAAAGGUUUCUGAGUGCUCUAAAGCACGCCCGCUGCUCUCAAUGAGUGCCGUUCAUACGAUCUGGUCUGAGCUUUGA